Molecule: messenger RNA, 792 nt
Organism: Oryctolagus cuniculus (rabbit)
Lineage: Eukaryota; Metazoa; Chordata; Mammalia; Lagomorpha; Leporidae
Biological process (GO): epidermis development
Source: RefSeq, a predicted model, not a curated record
GUGCUCUAGUUGGGUAACAGCCACCUCCCACUCCUUCCAGAAGCAUGGCUCACCAGAAGGCCAGCCCCAGGAUCCCAUAUAAAACCUGUGCCUGCUGCCGCCUCCUCACCCACUUUGCUCCUGAGGAACGCAUCUGUGGCUGUUGUCCGAGGCCAGGGUUGAGUCACCACAAGAUGUCCUGUCAGCAGAACCAGCAGCAGUGCCAGCCCCCUCCCAAGUGUCCUACUCCGAAGUGUCCCCCUAAGUGUCCUCCCAAGUCUCCUGCCCCGUGCCCACCUCCAGUGUCUUCUUGCUGCGGCUCCAGCUCCGGGGGCUGCGGCAGCUCUGGGGGCGGCGGCUGCUGCCUGAGCCACCACAGGCCCCGCCGGUCUCCUCGACGCCGACACCAGAGCUCUGGCGGCUGUACCUGUGGCAGCAACUGUACCUGUGGGAGUGGCUGUAGCUGUGGCUGUGGCAGCAGCAGUGGCAGUGGUUGCUGUGUCAGUGGCAGUGGCGGCGGCAGUGGUCAGCAGUCUGGGGGCUCCGGCUGCUGCUAACCUGGGCACCCAGGAGUAGCUCUGGAGGAACGGAAGGGCAAAGACCCACAGCACCUGGUGUUUUGCCCGCUUCUCCCUCUCAUCUCUCUCCUGAUUCCAUCCUUUGAACAAAAAUGCAAAGCUUGUUUCCUGGGGACAGUAUCAAUGGAACACUUUAGAUCUGCCUUCUUUUGCACUCCUAUCAAUGUUUUUCCCCAGACUGUUGAAAAAUCUUGUGAAGCAUGUGAUUAGCAACAAUAAAUUUACUUAUAAAUCA